CAUCAAUUCUUUCUUUUCUCUCCAUCAGUUUUCCUAGCUUCUUCAUUCUCUCCAUCUGCUCCAAGUUAAAUAUUAGCUAGCUACGUACCCAUGAACACUACUACUUCGGAUUCCAACCUCUGGACAGUCCGUGACAGUGGCCAGCCGCUGUUGGUCAUGGCGGCGCUUCUCGCCGUGGUGGUCAUUGUGGUCGGUAUGGCGUACAUUACGCGGUGCGUCCGCGCUCAGAUGGAGGGAAAUGAUCCGCCUCAGCCGCCACAGCCGCCUCAGCCGCAGCCUCCCAUACUUCCCCUUGUGAGACCGCCGCUGCCCCCCACCCGGAAGUUCUCGGAGGACGACGAGCCGGCGGAGUGCUCCAUUUGCCUGGAAGAGUUCGAGGCAGGCGUGGACGUCCGGAGGCUGGGGACAUGUGGGCACCUCUUCCACUUGAUCUGCAUAGAUCAGUGGCUUGAAGGUCAGGCAACAUGCCCAUUGUGCAGAGGGAGUGUGGUUUGAUUCAUAGAGUGAUCUGUUUGUAUGCUUAAUUGUUUGUCUACGUUCAGUGUUGUAAUGAAUAAAAGUUCUAAAC
Molecule: messenger RNA, 568 nt
Organism: Linum trigynum
Lineage: Eukaryota; Viridiplantae; Streptophyta; Magnoliopsida; Malpighiales; Linaceae
Source: the annotation of a GenBank genome assembly